This is a messenger RNA of Salvia miltiorrhiza (redroot sage), 2987 nucleotides long. RefSeq lists its product as uncharacterized. The coding region runs from base 204 to 2621 and encodes 805 amino acids. Lineage: Eukaryota; Viridiplantae; Streptophyta; Magnoliopsida; Lamiales; Lamiaceae. The record is from RefSeq and is a predicted model, not a curated record. The transcript has 4 exons.
CCACAUUUCUCGCUCCUCUCUCUUCCAAUUUCUCAGCUUCCUCAAUAUGCUUUUCCACUAUCCAAAAAACGAAAAAACGUAGAACACUUUGUUCUUUUAUCUUCUAGAAAGCCAAAAAAAAAAAAUUAAAAAAAUUGAAAAAAAAUCCAUCACCUCAUCUAAUCCGAAUUCAUGAGAUUCUUGAUCGAGGAGAGACCAGAAACAUGGUUCUCAACGCAUACGAUGCCAAAGUCUGCGUGUGGAAAAUGAUAAAGAUAUCGACAAAGACAUGCGUGGAUGUCUCCAAAAAACAUCCCUACGUUACAUCAUGUUUCCUCUUCAUGUUCCUCCUCUACAUGUGUUGCCCUCUCUUCUUCUGGAUCCUGAUCUACUCCCUCCCGCCCGCGAUCUCCACGUGGGUGGUUCUCAGCAUCCGGGACGACCGGAGAUGCAGGCGGGAGAGAGAGAAGGAGAGGGAGCAGAAGGAGAGGGAGAGCGGCGGAAAGAUGGUGAAGAAAACCAUGUUCGCGGAGGAGGCGAAGGCGAAGGGCAGGGAGAGGAUGAAGAAGGCCUACUUGCGCGUGCAUUCCGUGAGGCGCAGAAAGGCCAAGGAGAUCGAGCGUGGAUACGACUGGUGCCUUCAGGGGAAGAGGAGCGAGGCAGAGGACGAGGACGAGGACGAGGAGGAGUACGAGGAGAGCAACAACCGGGACGUGGUCGAUAAGGAGGCGAUCGUGGAAGAGAUACGGCAGGACCAGCCCCCCGCCAGCGCCGACAUCUCGGUCAGCUGCGAGAUCUACCGCAACCCGGAGGUGGUGCGGAGCCUGCGGCAGCUCAAGGACGAGGAGGAGGAGGCCAGCAGCAAGGCCGCCAUGGACGUCAACAUAGCCGAGGCCGAGAGGAACGAGCGCCUCGAGAGCUUGAUCGCGAGGCGGCGCUCCAAGAAAGUAGUGAGCAGCGCCGUGAGCAACAGGAUGCCGCCCCCCAAUAUCGUGAUACCCAAAGUGAGCUCGUGGUGCAGCCCGAGCAGGCCCGUGGCCCCGUCCUCGCCCGGCUCCGCCCCCUCGAUGCUGGGGCCCACCAGGAAUCCCUUCGACCUCCCCUACGACCCGCAGGAGGAGAAGCCCGACCUAACAGGGGACAGCUUCCAGCAGGAGUUCGCAUCCGGGCAUGGCAGAGAUUUCACGUUUUGUAGGCACGAGAGCUUCAGCUUAGGCCCUUCUCUGCCCAUGGAUUUCUUCGAGGACCGCGACGACGCCUCCUCCAUCGACGAUUUCGGAUUCAGGCGCCGACGCUCAUCCAUCGGAUAUCAUCACUUCCCUAAGCCAGAAACUGAAGAAUCAGAUACGGAUUUUGGUGGUACAACGGAGGCAGAAUCUGAUUCAAAGUCGAAUAUAGAGAGUGAUCAUCCCGACAACGAUGAGAUCAAGGAAGUGAUCCAAGUGCAUGAGAAUCAAGGGCUUGGCGGCGGCGGCGGCGAGGCGAAGACGAGGGCUAAUAAUGCACUAGACGAGUUAAGCUUGAGCGAGGCCUCGGAGGGUUCAUCCGAGGAUGACAGACCGCCGGUUUGCAAGAUAAACAGAGAAGCCAUACUCAAAUCGCUGUCUAUGCGAAGAAACUCGGUGUCGGUACCAGAUAUCGAGAUGGAGAGCAACGAUCAGCUGCAAGAGAACAAUCUCAGCUACGCCAACUCUGCUCUGGAGAAUGCGAGCAGAUUGAAGCAACAAUACUUCGCCGAUAAGCCUCAGAAGCGGCACGGCAUGACCUUCUCCAUCGCCUCCGACAUGCAGGUCGAGGUCUCGGAGCUCAGCUCACCGCCGCUCACGAUCGGGGAGAACAUGUCCUACCAGGACGACGCCGACGGGGAGAUGGAGCGCAACGCCUCCUGGGACGGCCUCGACUCCUGGGCGGGCUCGUCCCGCCUCUCCGAGGCCGAGGACAACGAGACGAGGCUGCCGCGACCAAACGAGGCCAGAAGCAAGAAAUGCGAGAGCACGAGCCGGCCCAGCGAUGCCUCGACCAAGAUUACCGCUGAGACGACCGCCACCUCGCCGGAGUCCAGCUCCGACGAGGACUCCAGCGAGGAGCAGUCGCCUGCGGCGGAAACAGCUGCGAGCAAUGAAGGCGUCCAACGCGUGGAGGGCGAAGGCAGUACUGCUCCUCCGCAGCAGCCGACUAUAUCGCCGAAAUCGGUGCUGCAGCCGACGCUCUCCGUGGCGAGCUUCGAACACGAGGAUCGUGAGGAGGUGCGGGCGGCGGAGCAUUCGAGAGCAUCGGCGGUGCAGUUCACAGUUGGUACCACCUCCAACGGAGCUGCAGCUGCUGAAUCAUCACAGCGAAACAAGGACGAAAAACAAAAGCAAGUAGUGGAUGGUAGCACCUCAGAAACAAGGCAGGAGAGUAGCUCAUCAACAUCCUUAUCAUCCGAUGUAGAAUCCAGCGACAUGGAUUACAUGAACGACGACGCCAUGAUUCAACAAAUCAAUGCUCGACUUUCAACAAACCAACCUACUUUAAGCAGCAAUCAGAUAGACAAGGGGAAGAUGGCUAUUGAAGAAUCAACGCAAUCCGAAACAAGCAGCUGUGAGGAUUAUGAUUCUGAAGUCGAAGAUGGGAUGAACCAUGGAGCUCAACAGCAGUGAUUCCAAGUAGCAGAUAAAAUACAAGUUACACAUUUUUUUGCAGAGGAGAAGAUGAAGAUAAAGAUAAAGAUGAAGAGAUGAUGAGUGUGUUUUAUGUUGGAGAGAUGAAAUGUAACAUAUUUUGCAGGGGUUAGAAAAAGUUGGUGAACCCAGUUUUCAGCUUAGAUAGACUGAAUAUAUGCAUAGGAGAUAGAUUUAUACUGUGGAAAUCAUUAGUGUAAACAUAUCACAAUUUCAAAGCAUGUUUGAUAUAUAUAUGCAUGCAGCUUGAAUUGGAGCUUCACCACUUAUGUAUUAGAUUGUAUUAGUAUGAAGAAAGGUUUACUUUCAAUCUGCCCAACAAAUUAAUCUUUUAAGAUUUUCCAA